Molecule: messenger RNA, 1030 nt
Organism: Aspergillus ibericus CBS 121593
Lineage: Eukaryota; Fungi; Ascomycota; Eurotiomycetes; Eurotiales; Aspergillaceae
Exons: 2
Coding region: 303-788 (161 amino acids)
Cellular component (GO): membrane
Source: RefSeq, a predicted model, not a curated record
AUACAAUCACCGUGAGCAAUAACUGUCACAGAUGUUAUGUUCUGCAUUGUGGUGAAUACCAGUAGACAUUCACGGCGCUUAGGCCAAAAGGACAGUGCCCAAGCCAUACGGUAUUUACCUAUUGGCUAGAAUCCAUUUCACUUCUGCUCUAGUCAUCCAUAGCGUGAUACCCCCCAACUUCCAUUUCUAACCAGGCCGCCCUCGUUCUUCUUCUCUCUCAAAUAUACCUUCAUCAGCCGCACCUAUCAACCCCACCUACUUCUCCACCCUCAAAUCCCCCUCCUUAUUCACAACAACAAACCAUGGAGCAUCUAAAGAAAGCAACUACAUCAAUUCUCACCUCCGGACAGACAUUUGCGCGAGACCAUCCAACUGCCCUAGCGGUCGGUGGCACCGGACUUGCCCUCGCGACCGCACCCCUCACCGGCCCGGCCCUAUUAGGUGCUGUGGGCUUUAGCGCUACCGGCCCUGUGGCCGCCUCGCUCGCUGCCGCGUGGCAGUCGUCCAUCGGGGUGGUCCAAGCGGGGAGUCUGUUUUCUAUGUUACAAGGAGCUGCGAUGGGGGGUACGGCCGCGGGGGCAUUUACAACUGCCUCGAACCUUGGGGUUGGGAUGGUGGGAUCUGCGGCUGUUGGGGCACGGUGGAAUGGUAGGAAGAGGAUGUUACGGACGGAUGCCGAGGGUUCAGAGGAAGCUGGAGAUGGUGUUCACUGUCAGGCCGAUGAAGAUGAUGAUGAUGAUUCUUUGGAAGAGGAAUUUGCAAAAUUGCUCCGGAUUGAUAUGUCCUGAUCAGAUAUGUUGAGAUUAAAUUCUUCUACUCUGGAACAAGAUGCGUAAAAAAGAGGGAUACCCAUUUAGCUGUUCUUCUUAUGGUAAUAUCUCUACGAUUUCCUUCUUAUUCAUUAUGCCUUACACUCGCUUCUCCAAUUUGUUUGUAGUUGAUGAUAUUCCCAAUGAUAUGUACUCUGAUUCCUUGCCUAAAACAAACUGUUAUGAUAUUCUUGCAAAGACUUACUAGCCCGCAAGGCAUU